Molecule: messenger RNA, 393 nt
Organism: Penaeus vannamei (Pacific white shrimp)
Lineage: Eukaryota; Metazoa; Arthropoda; Malacostraca; Decapoda; Penaeidae
Source: RefSeq, a predicted model, not a curated record
CUUCGUGUGCUUCGUAGUAGCGGGAAAACAAUCGGCGAAAUUCAGUAAUGGCUCGUGGACAUCAGAAAGCCCAGUCUCAAGCAAAGAACCUUGCCAAGCAGGCGGCUAUCAAGUCAAAACAGGGCCACAAUGCCAAUGCCCAGAAGAAAGCAGCUGCUAAGGCCCUCACCUACCAGUGCCCUGUUUGUCGGAGCAUGAUGCCAGACCCCAAGACAUUUAAGCAACAUUUUGAGAACAAGCAUCCAGGGGCUCUGCCUGAGGAACUCAAGGACAUCUGAUGCAAUGAAACGAAGAGCUGAGGUUGAACUUGCACACUGUUGGGGCUCCAGCAAGACGUGACCCAUCGUCACCUGAAUUGUCGGCAGUGUUUAAAAAUAUGAAUCUAUUGAUCAG